Molecule: messenger RNA, 475 nt
Organism: Eptesicus fuscus (big brown bat)
Lineage: Eukaryota; Metazoa; Chordata; Mammalia; Chiroptera; Vespertilionidae
Gene: COMMD6
Product: COMM domain containing 6
Exons: 3
Coding region: 71-316 (81 amino acids)
Molecular function (GO): NF-kappaB binding
Source: RefSeq, a predicted model, not a curated record
AGGAAGCGGAAGUGUUGUAGCUCGGGGAGCGUCCACCCGAGUCGGAGGUGCAGAGCCCUGGACCCUUGCCAUGGAGGGGUCUAACGAGCCGCUGCUGGAUGCUAAGGACAAGCUUGUAGAUUUUCAGUGGAAACUGGGUAUGGCUGUGAGCUCAGACAGUUGCAGAUCACUUAAGUAUCCUUAUGUUGCAGUGAUGCUAAAAGUGGCAGAUCAUUCAGGCCAAGUAAAGACCAAGUCUUUUGAAAUGACAAUUCCACAGUUCCAGAAUUUCUACAGACAGUUCAAGGAAAUUGCUGCAAUUAUUGAAACUGUGUGAAAACUGAUUAUUUGGUUGGUAAAUUGCUACCAUCGCUCUAAAAUCAUGGACUUCACUUUCUGCAAUAUAACUGCAUGAGGAUCAGAUGACUUUUUUAUUGAAAGAAAAUUGUACUUUUAUUUUUCCAUUUUUUCAAUAAUAAAAAAAAUUAGACAAACA